This is a messenger RNA of Leguminivora glycinivorella, 628 nucleotides long. RefSeq lists its product as uncharacterized. The transcript has a single exon. Gene Ontology annotation, biological process: DNA integration. Gene Ontology annotation, molecular function: nucleic acid binding. Lineage: Eukaryota; Metazoa; Arthropoda; Insecta; Lepidoptera; Tortricidae. The record is from RefSeq and is a predicted model, not a curated record. Bases 59 to 628 code for a protein of 189 amino acids.
ACAAAAAGAGAAACGGUGGGUAUGCUUAUUUACCUGUCUUGCUGUCAGAGCUGUUCACAUGGAGAUAGUAAAGGACUUAACAGCUGAAGAAUGUUUGCUUGCUUUGAGACGUUUCAUAGCAUCAAGAGGAAAGCCAAAGAUGAUAUUAUCGGACAAUGCACCUCAAUUCAAGCUGACGUCAGAACUUCUGGCGAGCCCAUAUUGUGUAAAAAACAGCAUUAAGUGGAAGUUUAUCCCUCAACUGGCACCAUGGCACGGAGGAGUCUAUGAACGAAUGAUAGCACUGGCAAAGCAUUGUAUGAAGCGCACGUUGGAAAAACACUUAUUGAAUGAUAACCAGUUACUCACAGUAGUUAAAGAGAUUGAGGGAGUCAUCAAUACAAGACCUCUGACGUAUGUUAGCGCAGAGUUUGACCGUGUGCUGAGACCAGUGGACUUCUUGAGAUUAGGUAACUGCGCGAUUCUCGAACCAAUGGAGAUAGACAACUCUGGCAAGAUUACUGCCACGAAAGUAGACCUCAUUGCAGGCUGGAAAAGAGGUAUCAUGAUCUUAGGGGAGUUUAAGGAUAUGUUCAUAAGCAGGGACCGCAACUUUGGUGCCGAUGACAGACGUAUGACGUCAAGCUAA